Sphenostylis stenocarpa is the source of this 459-nucleotide messenger RNA. NCBI's taxonomy places the organism in Eukaryota, Viridiplantae, Streptophyta, Magnoliopsida, Fabales, Fabaceae. The record is from the annotation of a GenBank genome assembly.
AUGCAGCAGAGAUCUUCAAGCUCAAGCUUGCGCGGCUCUGGCGAUGAACAGAGAGCCAUCAACGUCGGCGCAGACCAGCAGCAACACACAAAGCGGAGAAGAAUCUUUGACGAAGACUACAUUGACGGGCUACCGAUUUACCAUAGGAGCGUCACCGGAAGAAGGGAAACUUCCCGUUCACGCCCGACGUCAACGGAGAAAUGCAUACACUCAAUCCCCGUGAUCGUGCUGCUCUGCGUCUUCACUCUCUGGUGGUUCUCUUAUCCAGUGGAUGUGGAGAUUAAAGACGGUAGGAUUACGGGGAUUCGGCAGAUUCAUACACCACUGACUAAUAACCCUCGAAUUGAUCUUACCAUACUGGCAGUUGCUGCGUCAUCACCGAUUCCUGCAAAUAAUCCUCAAAAUCUGUCCGGUGGUGAGGACGAAACUUACUUGCCACCUGCGAGUUCGCCUAAUUGA